GCCUAUGGAGCAAUGCUCAAUGCUCCACAAGCACUCCGGUACGAACGAUACUACGGCCGCAAGAGGGUAACCCCAGAUUCCAGUGACUUGUACCCUUGGAUUUAAGGAGGGGGAAAUUUCGAGCUUACGGAGAAACGUCAAACCACAAUAACAAUGGGUGCUCCACUAUCUUUUGGCCAAAAAUAAAAUAAAACAAAUGGGUGCUCCAUAAAUUUCCCAACAAAGCCUCUUAGAUUCCUUACCACCUCCUACCUUAAGAUAGACAUAUACAACUCUCUCUCUCUCUCUCUCUCUCUUGCGAACAAAGCUCAACUCUUUUUAAGUGGGCAAGGCUUUCAAACUUCCACCCACAACGCUUCAAGGUUUCCCCAGAAAAUGGCCAUCCAGAUUCUGUUUCAUCUCUCUCUUCUCCUCCUAAUUCUACUAUCACCACCACCCACAACUGCAAAUCUAGAAGGGGAUGCUCUGUAUGCAUUGAGGAGGGCUGUGAAUGACCCACAUAAUGUGCUGCAGAGUUGGGAUCCGACUUUGGUGGAUCCAUGUACUUGGUUCCACGUUACUUGUGAUUCUGAUAAUCGGGUCACUCGCCUUGACCUUGGAAAUGCAAAGCUCUAUGGCAAAAUCGUUCCAGAGUUAGGGAAGCUUGAACGUCUUCAGUAUCUGGAACUGUACAUGAACAAAUUGGUGGGCCCAAUCCCUAAUGAACUUGGAGGAUUGAAGAACCUUGUUAGCUUGGAUCUUUACCACAAUAACGUUACUGGGUCUAUCCCUCCAUCACUCUCAAGCCUCUCCAACCUCAGAUUUCUGCGACUGAAUGGUAACAGGCUGACAGGAAGAAUCCCAAGGGAACUGACCAAGCUUGGAAACCUUAAGAUCUUGGAUGUGUCCAACAAUGAUCUGUGUGGGACCAUUCCAACCUCAGGCUCGUUUUCUAAGUUCACAGAAGAAAGUUUCGUGAAUAACCCGAAACUAGAAGGACCAGAACUAAUGGGAUUUGUGAGAUACGACGCUGGAGGCUGCAACUGAGAUACAUAGGGUCGUUGCUUUUGCAGUUUUGUUUAUGCCUGUUUGGUAGUAGUAUCGAUCCAAUUAUAUCGGAUGUCCUCGAAGGGACCUGUUUAGUAGUAGUAAUUUGCUCUCAGAAUAUGAUUCCUUGUAUGGUGAAGUGAGUAUUAUUCUCAACUCCAUGUUCUGUUUUAGUUGUAAAGAGAUGUGAUAUGGAGUAUAUAACUGUUUAUGCCUA
Rhododendron vialii is the source of this 1243-nucleotide messenger RNA. Its product is annotated as leucine-rich repeat protein 1-like. The record is from RefSeq and is a predicted model, not a curated record. NCBI's taxonomy places the organism in Eukaryota, Viridiplantae, Streptophyta, Magnoliopsida, Ericales, Ericaceae. The transcript is spliced from 7 exons. Bases 376 to 1026 code for a protein of 216 amino acids. Gene Ontology annotation, molecular function: protein binding.